AUGGAUUUUUCAUUCUCAUUUCAAGCCGUUUUCCAUACCGAUAACGCGCCACUGUGCAAGAGCCUAACUCAAAAGUGUACGAACGAGAUAAUUAACACAAUGCGAGAUUGCAAUGAUCCUGACAUCGAGCCGACAGAAAUGAGUAACAUUUUACUUCAAAAGAAAGAACUAGUAGAGAACUUAAAGACGUUGAUUGACUAUAUGAAAGAGGAAGUCAAUGUCAUUGGUGACGAAGAAGACCAAAAACCAUCGAAGGAGAUCUACGACGAGAGUUUGAAAAUAGUCGCGACACUCGAAGACCUUCAACAGAAAGACAAAUUGGA
Entamoeba invadens IP1 is the source of this 323-nucleotide messenger RNA. RefSeq lists its product as hypothetical. The record is from RefSeq and is a predicted model, not a curated record. The transcript has a single exon. Lineage: Eukaryota; Evosea; Mastigamoebida; Endamoebidae. The annotation marks the transcript as partial.